Prunus dulcis (almond) is the source of this 2646-nucleotide messenger RNA. RefSeq names its product pentatricopeptide repeat-containing protein At5g27110. Gene Ontology annotation, molecular function: protein binding; RNA binding. Lineage: Eukaryota; Viridiplantae; Streptophyta; Magnoliopsida; Rosales; Rosaceae. Gene Ontology annotation, biological process: RNA modification. Bases 133 to 2217 code for a protein of 694 amino acids. The record is from RefSeq and is a predicted model, not a curated record. The transcript has a single exon.
ACAAAACACAUACACACACUCUUACAUUAAAAGGUGCAUUAUCUGAUCUUGGGCUGAACUUCAACUUAUGAGGUUUGCACUCAGAAGAAUAUUCUCCGUCAUUCUCGUCGGCUUUUUUCUGCUACAUCUUCAAUGGACGCCGCAAAAUUAUUAAGUCUCUUAAGGACAUGUAUCAUUUCCAAGUCGCUGAAGCAAGGCAAGCUCAUCCACCAAAAGAUGCUCACUCUGGGUUUACAGAACGACCCUGCCCUCUGCAAAAACCUCAUAAACUUUUACUUCUCUUGCCAUUUUUGUGAGAGUGCAAAGCUUGUUUUCCAAUCCAUCGAAAACCCAUCCAGUAUUUCGUUGUGGAAUGGCGUCAUGACAGGUUUCACGAAGAACCACAUGUUCGUUGAAGCUCUUGAGCUCUUUGAAAGUUUGCUGCGUUACCCUUAUAUUGGUCCUGAUAGUUACACUUAUCCAAGUGUUCUUAAGGCCUGUGGUGCAUUGGGUCAAGUUGGUUUUGGGAAAAUGAUCCAUAACCAUUUGAUAAAGACUGGUUUCGUAUCAGAUAUUGUGGUUGCCAGCUCUCUUGUGUGCAUGUAUGCUAAAUGCAACGUGUUUGACUGUGCUAUACGGCUAUUUGAUGAAAUGCCUGAGAGAGAUGUGGCAUGUUGGAAUACUGUAAUUUCUUGUUAUUAUCAAGAUGGGCAAGCUCAAAAGGCAAUGGAAUUGUUUGAAAAGAUGAGGAACUCUGGCUUUACUCCUAAUUCAGUAACGCUGACAACUGUUAUUUCAUCAUGUGCAAGACUUUUUGAUUUGGAGAGAGGUAUGAAGAUUCACAAGGAGUUGAUAAAAGAUCAGUUGGUUUUGGAUUCUUUUGUUACUUCUGCUCUUGUGGACAUGUAUGGAAAAUGUGGAUGUUUAGAUAUGGCUAAAGAGGUUUUUGAGCAAAUCCCAAUAAAGAAUGUGGUUGCUUGGAAUUCUAUGAUCGCAGCAUACAGUGUAACUGGCGACAGUAUAUCUUGUAUCCAAUUUUUUAGAAGGAUGAAUCAUGAAGGAACGAGUCCCACUUUAACUACUUUUAGCAGCAUAUUGUUGGCCUGUUCAAGGUCAGCCCAACUGCUUCACGGAAAAUUUAUACAUGCAUUCAUGAUAAGAAACAUUAUAGAGGCUGAUAUCUACAUUUACAGCUCACUUAUUGAUCUCUAUUUCGUGUCUGGAAGUGUGUCAUCAGCUAAAAAUGUCUUUGAAAAAAUGCCUAAGACAAAUACAGUUUCCUGGAAUGUUAUGAUUUCUGGAUAUGUGAAAGUGGGUGAUUAUUUUGGGGCUCUGGCCAUAUAUGAUGACAUGAAAGAAGCUGGUGUAAGGCCAAAUGCCAUCACAGUAACUAGUAUCUUAUCGGCUUGUUCACAACUAGCAGCACUGGAAAAGGGUAAGGAGAUUCACAGAACUGUAAUUGAUAGUGAGUUUGAAACCAAUGAAAUAAUGAUGGGGGCUCUUCUUGACAUGUAUGCUAAAUGUGGUGCGGUGGAUGAAGCACUAAAUGUUUUUAAUAGAUUACCAGAUAGAGAUCUUGUUUCAUGGACCUCCAUGAUCACUGCUUAUGGAUCUCAUGGUCAAGCUUUAGAAGCUUUGAAGCUUUUUGGUGAAAUGCAGCAAUCCAAUGCAAAACCUGAUGGAGUUACUCUUCUUGCAGUUCUAUCUGCUUGUAGCCAUGUGGGGCUAGUUGAUGAAGGUUGUCACUAUUUCAAUCAAAUGAUCACCAACUAUGGAAUUAAACCUAGAAUAGAACAUUACUCUUGCUUGAUAGAUCUUCUUGGACGUGCUGGAAGAUUGAAUGAAGCUUACGAAAUUCUCCAAAGAACUUCAGAAAUUAGGGAGGAUGUUGACUUGUUAAGCACACUAUUUUCCGCAUGUCAUUUGCACAGAGAUCUAGAUUUGGGUGUGAAAAUUGCAAGAUUGCUAAUUGAGAAGAAUCCCGAUGAUCAUUCAACUUAUAUCAUGUUAUCAAAUACUUAUGCUUCUGUCAAAAAAUGGGAUGAGGUUAAGAAGGUGAGAUUGAAGAUGAAAGAAUUGGGAUUAAGGAAAAAUCCGGGAUGUAGCUGGAUUGAGAUUAACAAGAAGAUCCAUCCCUUCUUUGUCGGAGACAAGUCCCACCCACAAUCAGAAAUGGUAUGUGAAUGUCUCACAUUUCUUGCCAGUCACAUGGAGAGAGAUGAGCUGCUUUCAAACUGAGCAGCAGGCAUGGGUUAUACUAUAUAGAAGCAUUUACUUGUAUACUUCACUGGAGAAUAAACGGAUGUGGUCAGAAUCCCUCGUAUAGGAUCCAUAGAACUUUGUGUUCCUUCAGAGGGAAGGAGAUAUGAUAUGGAACUUUGGUUCUUUGAUUUAUAGCAGAUUUGGUUAUGGGCUAAUUCAAAGGUGGAGGUGACUUCUUUGCUAAUGGCAGCUGUGCUGAAACAAGGAUGUUAUCCUUGGGGCUUAAAAUGAAUGGCCAACCACUGUUUUCAAGCAUAAUCGGCACCUUGAUGCAGAUAUGAUAGAGGAAAAUAUAACACAUCUUCUCCCGCUCUAAUAGAAGUUGGAAUCAUCCGAGUACUGGACUGAAGGGAGAAAAGAAAUUCACUCCUUUCUGGAAUGCUGUACAAGUUUUGUUAUGUUAAA